GAUUUGCCAAGGAAGCAUGCUUUGUCAGACAUAUCAGGGAAGGCUUGAUUGUAGCACAUGAUGAUCCUGGUAUUUCUUCAGUAGACAGAGCAAAGAUGCGAUUCAGAUUAAGGACAUACUUGAUGGAGGGUGUUAAUUUCCACAGAUUCCCACCCCCAGGAAGACACAUAGCAAGUGUAGGGUGUCCAUGGCAGCUAUGGGAAGACACGGUCACAAGCAUUGAUGCACAUAUGCUGUUGUAUCCACUCGUGCAACAAGGUACCUACAAUCAAAGGGCAUUCUCCAGCUUACUUUGUGAGCAGUUCUUCAGUGAAAUGACGGGGGAUGACAAAACAGGACAUCAAGGAACACUGACAGCCAGAGAACUGACACGUCACUUUGGAACUGUCUGUGAGAUGCUUGCAACAAGACUGGAUCCACAUAGGAAGUGGGAUAUGAGAACAAAGAAGUCAUCUGUAUAUCCAGUGGUGACCACUGAGCCCAGACAUGACUGUCCCUCGACCGAGAUGAACACAUGCCUGUCCCUGGACAAGAGGCACAUCAUUCGAAUCACACCGAGGAAUCAUGCAUUUGACCUGAUAAGAAGAAGAAAGAGCCAGCGAAAAGCUGGGCACAUAUCAGGCCCAAAUGAGCCAUCACGUGGUGCACGUGGGGUUCGGCAGCAUCACCGUGUUGAUGAGAGCAAAAUGCUGCCCUCAACAAGGGCAGGGAUUGGACUUUAAUCUAUUUAUGGUGGUUUUAAUGUAGUGUUAGAGGUAUGAAGUAAUACAUGGACAAUUUUUCUGGACUGUAGAAUUCUCUCCCUUGAUAUGAAAGGCAAUUGCAAUAAGCAAAGGAAAUCAUACAAUGUGCAAUUAAAAUAUUCAUGUAACUAUAUUUGCAGCAAAAAUCUACAUUCAUGGAGGUGCUUAUUGAAGAGAGUACUAGUACUAGUAUUUGUCAAUUUCAGUACUAUGCAGUGCACCUGAAAUCACACAUAUCAGAUGAAUACUAUACUUUUUCAGGUUGUCAUAUUUAC
Branchiostoma belcheri (Belcher's lancelet) is the source of this 1018-nucleotide messenger RNA. RefSeq lists its product as uncharacterized. The record is from RefSeq and is a predicted model, not a curated record. Lineage: Eukaryota; Metazoa; Chordata; Leptocardii; Amphioxiformes; Branchiostomatidae. Bases 96 to 722 code for a protein of 208 amino acids. The transcript has 4 exons.